Molecule: messenger RNA, 1464 nt
Organism: Cladophialophora yegresii CBS 114405
Lineage: Eukaryota; Fungi; Ascomycota; Eurotiomycetes; Chaetothyriales; Herpotrichiellaceae
Exons: 2
Coding region: 1-1464 (487 amino acids)
Cellular component (GO): mitochondrion
Source: RefSeq, a predicted model, not a curated record
AUGAGGUCGAUAAGACGCAUUCUGCAGAAGUUCCGGUGGACCAACUCCAAUCCCACCCCGAGCCCGGAUCUGUUCUACCCUACCACAUGUCGAUGGCUCUGGAACGAGCCUAGAAAGCUCGAGGAGCACACCCAGAAAUUUGACCUGAAGGCCCUAGAACAUGUCAUCGCCAAGACAGCUGGAUCAGGCGCCGCCUCUGCUGCUCUACGAUUUGAGAAUAUUGCAGAAGGAGGUUCCAACAAAGCUUUCCUCGCUAUUCUCGGUGAUCAGCGACUAAUAGUCAAGAUUCCUGACCCGGUAGUCCCGCCACGUCUGGUCACAGCAAGUGAAGUGGCUACGCUUCAUUUCCUACGGUCCGAGUUGGAACUACCAGUACCGAAGGUGUUUUCGUGGAGCGACACCAGUGACAAUCCAGUUGGUUGCGAAUACAUCAUUCUGGAAGAGGCUCAGGGUCAGGCUCUGAAUACUGUAUGGUCUGACCUUCCAAUCCCGGAGAAACUCAUGGUGGUGGAUGAAAUCCUAUCCAUCCACAAGCGACUCGCCGCCACCAGUCAUAUGUUCAAUGGGUACGGCAGUCUGUACUUCGAUGGUGAUGCCUCAAGGUUCGGCUUUUCGCGGCAUUUUCCAGUGCGCUCGACGCGAACCCAAACAUACUGCAUCGGCCCCUUAGCGGAUGAACAUUUCAUUGGGUCUGCGUCUACAUCUUCGGGAGUGGAUUGUGGGCCUUAUCUUCACAACGGCAAUUUGUUCGUGUCACCGAAGGGUAAGAUUACGAGCAUCGUUGACUGGCAGGGUACAAAUGUAUUACCGUCGUUUCUAACGGCGCGAGUCCCCCAGUUUAUCGCUGUGCAACACGAUGCACUUUUACUGGAGCUCCCAGAGAAUUUCUCAGAGCUACGUAAAGCGAGAAGGCUUGAGGUCUGGGAGAGACACCGUCAGUCUAUGCUCCAACAGUACUAUCGAGCUGGACUGAAGGAGACUAUCCCCGACCUUGCUACUUUGCUGGAGGAUAAACAGCUAGCCCCAAUUCGAAAACAGGUUGAACUGUUUGCCCGAGCCCCUCCCGGGCAAGAUGUCGACGCCCUUUUCCUGAAAGAGACGUUACUCCGGAUCCAGCGCAAUUGGUCUAGCUUUUUUCGCGACCAAAGAAUGGUUGCACAAUGCCCCAUCAAAAUCGAGGGCGAUGUCUUGAUCAAUCACCAGAGGGAUGGCCGUCGUUACAACGACUUCCAAGAUCUCCUCAAGACUCACAAUAUACCGGUCGCCAACGAGGGUUGGGUUCCGAGGGAUGAGUUUAAAGAACGGAAAAGACACCUCCGAGCUGUGGUUAGAGAAGCUAUCGAGACUUUGGAGAGUCAACAAGAGCGUCAGGAGUUUAAGAACAGACUUCAGCAAUGGAACCUGACUGACUGGGAUACAUACUUGCUUGAUCGACGGCGUUGGUGGCCGGUACUUGCGGAUUAG